AUGCGAAACCAGGAAAAUUUUUCCAGCGGCGGGGAAAUUUUUGACCCGAAGUGUCCGGAGUCCAGCUACUUCGUCGGGAACAUCGAAGACCAAAACCUUCCAGCAAAGCUCGGAAAGAACAGGAGGUUUGAUGUCAUCGUCUCCUUUGUCACUUUCUGCUGGCUGACCGACCCGUUGCGAGCGGUGGUACUGUGCUGCAACGAGUUGCUGAAGCCGAACGGGAUUUUCCUCGCCGGAGGGAUCCAGUUGUUGACGGACGCAGAAGAAGCAAAGAACACCGACGGCACAACAUUAACAACCACAACGACGAUGAGCGCCGAGGAAGAACAGAAGUGGCUGUUCGCACUGGCGAAGUACUGGCAGGAGGAACAAAGCGCGGGUCAAGUGCGGAUUGAGCUGGUCGUGGAUGCCUCCACCGGAGCAUACGUCUACUGGCUGAUGCAGCGCAAAGCACAUGAUCAUGAUCACACCCCCGCGAGGACGAGCAGUACUUCUCCUACCCAGGCGGUGACCACAACGGACGCAAAAAGAAAGCUGCUCUCUUUGUCUCCGGCACUGGAAUAUGGCCAGAUCGAUACAGAGUCGUCGAAGGUGUGCUACAAAGUGAACGAAACCCUGCUCCGGCCCUACUUGCCAGCAUGCGAUGGUGCCUCACAACUACCGUCGACGCGGGUGCGGAGGAAAGGCGUUGAGGGAAAGAUUUCUGAUUCGGUGAAACGGGAAAAACUUCUUUCUGAAUUCGCAGAGACUGUCGAAGAAAAUCAGUUUCGGACAGCACUGACACAGAUGGUUGAGGAACUGGAGCGGGGUAGACGGCAGAAAAAGGCGUAGCUGGUGUCAAC
Messenger RNA from Amoebophrya sp. A120, 842 nucleotides. The record is from the annotation of a GenBank genome assembly. NCBI's taxonomy places the organism in Eukaryota, Dinophyceae, Syndiniales, Amoebophryaceae.